Messenger RNA from Porites lobata, 4243 nucleotides. NCBI's taxonomy places the organism in Eukaryota, Metazoa, Cnidaria, Anthozoa, Scleractinia, Poritidae. The record is from the annotation of a GenBank genome assembly.
AUGGACCGAAACGGGGAAGAACAAGCAGCUUCGACAGCCUUUUCCAACACCACCAGCUCAGUGUUUUAUUGCUCGACACACGGACCAGGUGUGGCGUUCGACCUACAUGACACAACUUCUCCUUGGAUUUUUGCUGCUUUUGCAACUAUAACCGCUCCCAUCGCAUUUCUGUUGAACACAUUAACAAUCUUAGCAGUAAAGCAAAAGAUGGAACUGCGGCAGAGACUUUCCUAUAUCCUUCUUUCAAGUAUGGCAUUUUCAGACCUUCUUAUAGGUGGUAUUGGUGUCCCUUUAUCGGCUUUAGUUGCCUUGUUACUUCCCUAUCGAAUAGUGGCUGUCCAGCUUUUUUGUUUGAUGGACUUGGUACCUUCAAUGCUGAUGUUCGGUUUAUCGUUUUGCUCGCUUAUCCAUCUCACAAUGAUUGCUUGGGAGCGAUACAUAGCCAUUCGAAAAUGGAGUGAUUACAAAUCUAUAGUGACUAGAAGCCGUUUGAAAAGGAUGGUAAUUUUAACUUGGGGUACAGUGCUCGUAGGUGAAUUCUGUCUAUUCGUCGUUAUGCCAAUAGCUGUUGGCAAGGAUAAAACGGCCCUGGCUUUAGCGGUAACCAUCCUUGUCACCGGUAGCGCCAGUGUUUUAGCCUGUAUCCUAGUUCUGAUUGUGGUUUUUUAUAUCAUGAUCUACCUUGGAGUUCGCAAACGCAAGCUAAAUCAGAUUCUCCAAGUCAGCGUAUUGAUACAAGCAAAACUCGAAAACAGAAUUGCAAUGACGACUGCUUUGGUUACGAUUGCUCUGAUUCUUUCUUUCGUCCCUCAUGUGAUUGUCGGUACACUGGGACGAGUUUAUCCAGUCCUUCGUACGCGUUUUGCGUGGCGUAUAUCGGACUCGUUUCUUUAUUUAAAUUCUUUAGUUAAUCCUUUAAUUUACUGCUAUAGAGAUCCCCGUUUUAAGAAAGCAGUGCUCGAGAUGUUGAGGAUCAGAAAACCAACAGUUCUUACAACAGAAGAGGUGAGAUGCGUGAAACAAAACAAUUUACUUGGUCCGGAGUACGUAGGGAUAGAGAAAGCAAACAAUCCGGUUCGUUUAGCAAGGUCCCAAUCCUGUAAUUUAGCCCUGUUCAGCUUAGAUCGAGCUCAUCUUAGGUCAUUGGGCACUUCGCUAAAAAGACCCAUAUCAGCGCCGUCGCUUCCUAAAGAUAGUAGCUCGGCGAAUGCAAAGGUACAAAAGGUAAAAACUGACUGGCCUAUUUGUUUGCCAACAACUGCAUCCUGUGAUUUAGCUUGCGAGUUCAUAUAAUUUACUUUCCGGGACGGCCUUAUUUUAAGGGCUUAAACAGAUAUUUUUGAUUGAGUCCGUGUCUUUUUUUAUGCACCCAAACAAUCUAUAGUAUGAAUAAAUCAUGAAGAACACAAAUACUUGUUUACUAUCAAUCAACUGAUUGUUGCCAUAAAUAAAAUUGGCGAAAAUUUGUACGGAGACCAUAUGACAACGUUUUCAUGGCCACUUUUAGAGUACAAGAGGAAAAAUUCAUUAUACUGCAGAUUUAGCCGCUAGUUUGCCAAAACCUGUCGAUCCGGAAUCAGCCGUUUUAAUAUGAAGCAAUUCACCUUCAUUUAGUAGCUUAUGUGCUGUAUGAAUAUACGCGAAUCAUUUAUUAAGCAAUUUUCCGGCCCAAGUCCAAAGUGGACAAAAUACUAUGUUGAUGUGUAUUCAAAGAUACCUUUUUGGUGGUACGUUCGCGUAGUAAGAUUAGUAAGUUUUUAAUUAGUUUACUUGCAGAAAAAUGAUUAACAAAACACUGACGAUUUCUGACAAUUCGAAAACGAGCAAUAAUGGGAAAUAAUUUCAUAACAAUAAUAACUGACAACUCUUUAGAACUUCGCUAGGAUUUUCCGGUGUUAUUGUGCAUUAAUAUGCCGUAUAGGAUAAUUUAUUCGAAUAUAAUUAUGUAAUCUACACAGUGGCAAUUCACCACGAUGCGUUUAUCACGCUGUACAUGAGUGAAAUGAUUUUUAAUGGACCAAAUUCGAUAUAUUAAAAUUCAUACCUGGCUCCGAGGCUUGGGGAAAUAAAACAAAAGAAAUCAUCUUGAGGCUCAGCAAUGAAUAAUAUAUUUAACAUUUUGUUUUAUACCCCAAACCUCGGAGCCAAGUAUGAAUUUUAAUAUAUCGAUGGCUAGUUUCAGUGCAAUGAGCGUUCCAAUUCGAUGGUGAUGUUCUCUGGCGCCCUUUUAUCCUGCCUUGAUCAGUUUUAUUUUGCAUUUUUUUCGUAAAUGUUUCUUUAUUCUUUUCCUUCCUUUCAAAAAUAAAGCCUUUAGGUAUAUGUGGUCAUUUAUUUUGAAUCCUUUGCAGCUUAGCAGCUGUUCUGUUUUCUUAUGGUACUUGAAUCGGGUUGUUUUUCGUCAGUAAAAUUGCGUACUGAGCGAAGGAAUGACGCACUCUAGGGCCUGAAAUAAUUUAGAAUGAAUAAAACGCGAAAAAUACUAAAUCGUGAAAGAGGAAAAGCAUAAGUACAAGAUUAACUGAAAAAAGAAUAUCAGCUGAUAGUUCUUGCCCUUUUCACAUGCACUGCAGUGGCGGAUCCAGGGGAGGGACCCGGGCGCCCGGGCCCUAAUUCUUAGACCAAACUGAGGCCAGAAGGGCCGAAAAAAAUUUAUUUUGAGACCCGGUUCCCCAUUAUCUCAGGGCCUAGAUGACCCCCUCCAUCUGCUUUAGUUGGACUGUUACUUCCCUAUCAAAUACUGGUAGUCCAGCAUUAUUGUUUGAUAAACUUGGUUGCUUAUAUGCUGAUGUUCAGUUCGUCAUUUUGCUCUCUUAUCCAUCUGACAAUGAUUGCAUGGGAGCGGUACAUAGCUAUACGAAGAUAGGCCGAUUACAAAACUAUAGUGACUAGAAGCCGAUUACAAAAGAUGGCGAUAGUAGCAUGGGUUAUAGCGGUAGUAGCUCAAUGCUUUCAAUAUGUCAUCAGGGAAAUAAUGACGGCAGCGGUUGGAGAGGAUACAACGACCCUGGCUUUAGCCAACACCAUCCUUAGCAUCGGUUGGGGUGUUUUGAUAGCGUGUAUCCUUGUUCUGAUUGUGUUUGUUUACAUUAUGAUCUACCUUGGGGUUCGCAAACGCAAGUUAAAUCAAAUUCACCAAGUCAAGGCGUUGAUACAAGCAAAACUCGAAAACAGAGUUGCAAUGACGACUGCUGUGGUUACCAUCGCCCUGAUUCUUUCUUUCUUCCCAGGUGUGAUUGUCAUCAUAUUGGAAAAAGUUUAUCCAGCCCUUCAUACACGCUUUGCCUGGAAGUUAUCGGAUUCACUUCUGUUUUUAAAUUCUUUAGUUAAUCCUUUAAUUUACUGCUACAGAGACCACCGUUUUAGGAACGCUGUGCUCGAGAUGCUACGGAUAAGAAAACCAACAACUCUCAGUGCAACAGAGGCGGUGAAAUUCGUCAAACGAAAAAAUUCCCUUGAUCCAGGGAACGUAAGUUUACAGAAAAAAGAAGGAAACCCUGUUCGUUUAGCAAGAUCUGCGUCCUGUGAUUUGGUGCCGUUUAGCAUCAAUCAAACCUUUAACAAGUCUCGCAACGCAUCGCUCAAACGAACCAUGUCAGCUCCGUCGGUUCCAAAAGACUAUAAUUCAGCCAAUGUAAAGAUACAAAAGGUAGAGAACUGGCCUAUUUGUUUGCCAAGAUCUGCAUCCUGUGAUUGAGACCCGUUCAACUUCAACCCGUUGAACGCGUCGCUCAAAAGCCCGGCUCAAAAGAACCAUGCCAGCUCUCUCGAUCUCUCCCUUACUGACUGACACGUCGUGUACAAGUACAGUGAUCCAUAGAAUAUUAAAAGUGUUCGAAACGGAGAUGCGAGAAACAUGACGAUCAAAAACAGUAUUCCCCACCAAAAAUAAUGAUAAAAAAUAAAAAAUAACAAGUUAGUAGCUAAAAGAAAUUACGUAGCACUCGGCGGCGAUAUAAGCUGGAUAAUGACUUAGGCAUACUCAGAGCCACAUUUGCGCAUUUGUGCUUUUGUGUUUUUACGUUAAUUUCUUGGCAACUGAGUCAAUCAGAUUUUCUGGAAUAAUAGCCGUCCCUCUAUCAAUGCCCUCCCCACCCCUCUCGCCAUCUUCUCUUUCUUUUAUCCCCUCCCUGUCAAGUUGAGAGUGGAAUCCGAUCCAGCAAAACUGACCAGUGGCGAUCCAAGCUCUGACACCGAGGAUAUUGACAUUGAAAAUUUAUCAAGUAACCAAAUUUGGAACACUUAA